UCCCGGAAGCGGCGGCCUUUGGGAUGCACCCGGCAGCGGGGUUGGGCGACGGUUGCUGCUGCUGCUGCUCGGAUUGGCCGCCGGCCGCAAGAGAGGAAGGUGGGCACCGGCGGCGGCGACGGGCUUGUAGGGUGAUGGUGGCCGUCGGGUCAUGCUGCUGAAGCUCCUGCAGAGACAGACCUAUACCUGCCUCUCCCACAGGUAUGGGCCUUGCCUUUGCCUCGGAGGAAUCGUCCUCAUGAUCGUCUCUGCCCUGCAGUUCGGAGAGGUUGUUCUAGAGUGGAGUCGGGACCAGUAUCAUGUUUUGUUUGACUCUUAUAGAGACAACGUUGCUGGGAAAUCAUUUCAGAACAGGCUUUGCUUGCCAAUGCCUAUUGAUGUGGUGUACACCUGGGUGAAUGGCACAGAUGUUGAGCUGAUCAGGGAACUGCAGCAAGUGAGGAAACAGAUGGAGGAAGAACAGAGAAUGAUGAGGGAAAUUCUUGGAAAGAAUACAACUGAACCAACUAAGAAAAGCGAGAAGCAACUGGAGUGUUUACUGACACACUGCAUAAAAGUGCCAAUGCUCAUCUUGGAUCCAGCUUUGUGCAGCAACAUCACUCUUAAGGACCUGCCCUCUGUCUAUCCCCUGCUGAGAUCUGCCAACAAUAUAUUCCUGGUUGCCAAGCCAAAGAACCCUUCCACCAACGUUACUGUAGUUGUUUUUGACAGUUCUAAAGAAGCCGAGGAUGUCCAUUCUCAGAUGUUAAAGGAAAGCAGCAAGCAAGCAGUGUGGAGAGGCUAUUUGACUACAGACAAAGAAGUUCCUGGUUUAGUAAUAAUGCAAGACUUAGUUUUCCUGAAAGGAUUUCCACUUACAUUCAAAGAGACAAAUCAACUAAGAGCAAAACUGCCUGAAAACCUCGCUUCCAAGAUAAAGCAGUUGCAGCUUUAUUCGGAAGCCGGCGUAGCUCUCUUGCAACUGAAUAACCCUAAGGAUUUCCAAGAGCUGAUCAACCAAGCUAAGAAGAACAUGACUAUAGAAGGGAAAGAACUGACGCUUAAUCCUGCUUAUUUAUUAUGGGAUCUCAGUGCCAUCAGCCAGUCUAAACAGGAUGAAGAUGUUUCAGCCAGCCGUUUUGAAGACAAUGAAGAGCUGCGGUAUUCACUGCGGUCAAUAGAGAGGCAUGCUCCCUGGGUACGGCAUAUCUUCAUAGCCACCAACGGACAGAUUCCUUCCUGGCUUAAUUUGGAUAACCCUCGGAUAUCUAUAGUAACUCAUCAGGAGAUAUUUCAGAAUUUGAGUCACCUACCCACUUUUAGUUCUCCUGCCAUUGAAAGCCACAUUCAUCGCAUUUCAGGUCUGUCCCAGAAGUUCAUUUAUUUAAAUGAUGAUGUGAUGUUUGGAAAGGAUGUGUGGCCUGAUGAUUUCUUUAGUCACUCCAAGGGUCAAAAGGUUUACUUGACUUGGCCUGUUCCAAACUGUGCUGAAGGAUGCCCUGGUUCGUGGAUCAAAGAUGGCUACUGUGAUAAAGCCUGUAACAAUUCAGCUUGUGAUUGGGAUGGUGGUGACUGCAUUGGUAGUAGUAUCGGUAACCGUUAUGGUGCAGGUGGUGGAGCUGGUGUCGGUGUUGGGAAUGUUGCUCCCUGGCAGUUUGGGGCAGGAAUAAGUGGAGUUUCUUACUGCAACCAAGGCUGUGCAAACUCAUGGCUGGCUGAUAAAUUCUGCGACCAGGCAUGCAACGUCCUUUCUUGUGGAUUUGAUGCUGGUGACUGUGGACAAGAUCACUUUGAUGAGCUGUACAAAGUGACUCUUCAAAAGAACCAGACUCAUUAUGUCAUUCCAAAAGGCGAAUAUUUGCCCUUUUUCAGUUUUGCUGGAAUAGCUAAGAAAGGGCUUGAUGGCGCCUAUAGUGAUAACCCAAUAAUCCGCCAUGCUUCCAUCGCUAACAAAUGGAAGACCAUCCACCUGAUAAUGCACAGUGCAAUGAAUGCAACUGUGAUCCACUUCAAUCUUACAUUUCAAGGUAAAGCGGAUGAAGAGUUCAAGAUGCAGAUCACCCUGGAAGUUGAUACAAGAGAAGAGCCAAAAGUAAACACAACGUCUACCCAGAAACCUGAAGGUGAUGCAAAAGCUGCAACUUUGGUGCCAGAAGCUGAAAUGAUAUUUGAGGAUAUCCCCGAAGAAGAACGUUUCCCAAGAAUUAGAAGCCACCCAAAUGGCACAACAGAGAAUCUGGACAGGGACAUAGUAAUUCAACUGCUUAACAUUUCUGCCCUUCCGGAAGAUGUGAGGCUGGCCCUACAGAACCUAGAUUUGCAGCUAGCCAUUGGUGACAUCACACAGAAAGGGUACAAUCUGUCUAAGGCGGCUCUCCUGAAAUCCUUAGGGAUGGUACCAGCAGCAACGAGGGCUGCAUUAAACAAUUCCCAGAAGAUAAGGGGAAAGGAAGUAGUUGACGGCUUGGAAAAUGGGAAGAAUCACACGAUUUGGCAGAAACCUGACCAAGAUGCCAGGGAUGGCAGAAGAGAUGUAGAAAGAAGAAUGCAUGAUACUUUCCCACUGGAGUUCAAACACGUAAAUACUACUCCAGUGGCUAUGAAGGUGAACAGCCAUUUCCCGCUAAGACACGGCUCUGUGGUAAAAUCUAAAUCUGUACCUUUAACCCAGAAUACGGGUGAGCGACUUGAAUCUCCAGAGAAAAUCCUAAAUGUCCUUGUACAGAAAGAAGCUCAGAAGACAAAAGAAAUGAGGGAAGGAAAAACUGCAGGGAGAAAAAAGGAAGAGGCGGAUGCCAUGGAGGACGUAGCCGAAAGUCAAGGGUUACCACGAAGGAAAUUGCAGCAUUACACUGGAAAUUACCGAGGCUUUUUGCCGUGGGAGAAACAGAAGUACUUCCAAGACCUUCUUGAUGAAGAAGAAGCGUUAAGGAGGGAAAUGGCUUAUUUCACAGAUAGUAAACUGGUUGGAAGGCAGCUGAAAGACACAUUUGCUGAUUCUCUCAGAUACGUAAACAAGCUUUUAAACAGCAAAUUCGGAUUCACGUCUCGCAAAGUCCCUGCUCAUAUGCCUCACAUGAUUGACAGAAAAGUCAUGCAAGAACUGCAGGAUCUGUUUCCUGCGGAAUUUGACAAGACCUCCUUCCACAAAGUACGGCACUCCGAAGAUAUGCAGUUUGCCUUUUCAUAUUUCUACUAUCUCAUGAGUGCAGUUCAGCCACUGAACAUUUCCCAGGUUUUUGAUGAAGUUGAUACGGAUCGGUCUGGGAUUUUAUCUGACCGGGAGAUUCGUACAUUGGCCACAAGAAUUCAUGAACUCCCUCUAAGCUUGCAGGAUUUGACAGGUCUGGAGCAAAUGCUAAUAAAUUGUUCUAAAUCCCUUCCAUUCAAUAUCACUCGGAUUCACAACAUACCACCAACUCAGGAGGCAUAUUAUGACCCCAAUCUGCCCCCAGUGACAAAAAAUCUGCUAACCAACUGCAAGCUUGUGACUGACAGAAUUCAUAAAACAUAUAAGGACAAAAACAAAUACAGGUUUGAAAUCAUGGGAGAGGAGGAAGUUGCCUUCAAAAUGAUCCGCACCAAUGUUUCUCAUGUAGUCGGACAGCUUGAUGACAUACGAAAAAAUCCCAGAAAAUUUGUUUGCCUCAACGACAACAUUGAUCACAAUCAUAAGGAUGCUCAGACAGUAAAGGCAGUGCUUAGGGAUUUCUAUGAAUCAAUGUUUCCCAUACCAUCCCAAUUUGAGCUGCCCAGAGAGUAUCGGAAUCGUUUUCUUCACACCCAGGAGCUUCAGGAAUGGAGGGCCUACAGAGACAAGCUGAAGUUCUGGACGCAUUGUGUGUUGGUGACAUUGAUUGUGUUCACUGUCACCUCGUUUUUUGCUGAGCAGUUAAUAGCCUUCAAACGAAAGUUCUUUCCAAGGAGAAGGAUUCAAAAAGAAGUUUGCCCUGAAAGAAUGAAGGUCUAGAAGACUUCUGUUGUAAAUCAGUCUACCUCAACAUGUGAUGAGCAUGUACAAUGUUUCGUCUCAGAAGUGUCUUGAUAGUUGUGUGCCGGGCAUGAACAGAAGUGUCACCAUCCAUUACAGCUUUUGUGGCUCUGUGUAUGACACCUAUGCUACUGAACAGCCAGAGAAUUGGGCCCCUAGGAGGAUCGGUGAGGUUCUGGAUCCAGAAGACCCAAAGCCACCAGUGCCCAACCCUAUUUUGUGACUUUAGCACUUGCUACUGCCAGUGCGGGGAAGCUGCUGGUAGUAGCUUUCCAUGUACUUGGCUGAAGCUGGGACCAGUGCAGGCUUGGCAGAGAGGCAAAUAUUCACCAUCCCAACCAUUGCCCAGCUAUAAGCAUAAGAGGGGAUGUUUUAGGAAUGUGCUCUUACAGACAGUGGGAGGAAGGGUUGUGUUGCCAGCUCUCAGACGGUUGCAAUUCACAAACAUAAUUUCCGGAGUGCAUUAUCCUUUUUUAUAAAAAGGGUUACUGAAAGAAACAUAGCUGCAUUUGUUGCAGUAGCUUUUGCCAACUAAAUAAUAAUGUUGGAUAUAGAAUCUUCUGUUAGAUGUGUCCCUGAGCUUGCAUCCCAAGGCAUUAGAUGUGCCAUUGACCGUUCAGUCAGUUAACCUUUCCCUCUAUGUUUUGAACAGUAAAGCACAGCUGUAAACUUGCCUCGUGAGUACAUGGAGGGCGGGAUAUGAACUGACUCCCACAACACUCCAUUGUAACUGCCACAUACACAAUUUG
Molecule: messenger RNA, 4719 nt
Organism: Podarcis raffonei (Aeolian wall lizard)
Lineage: Eukaryota; Metazoa; Chordata; Lepidosauria; Squamata; Lacertidae
Gene: GNPTAB
Product: N-acetylglucosamine-1-phosphate transferase subunits alpha and beta
Exons: 21
Coding region: 152-3949 (1265 amino acids)
Biological process (GO): carbohydrate phosphorylation; N-glycan processing to lysosome
Cellular component (GO): Golgi apparatus
Molecular function (GO): calcium ion binding; UDP-N-acetylglucosamine-lysosomal-enzyme N-acetylglucosaminephosphotransferase activity
Source: RefSeq, a predicted model, not a curated record